AUGACGCAGAGAGUCUCAUUUUCGUCGAGCCAGAGUCGUCGUCGUGACCUGAGCGCGGCCCUUCUCCUCCUCUCGCUCGUCCUGCUCUCGUCUCUCCACGCGGCGAUGGCCUUCCGCUUCUCCGCGGGGCUCCGCGCGGACAAGCUGCGCAGGAUGAUCCGCGGAUGGGCGCAAGGCGGACGCUCGACCGGCCAGCAGCAGCAGCAGCAGAGCGGCGGAACUAGCGGAGGCGGAAUAGGCGGCGGCGGAAUGGGCGGCGGCGGAAUGGGCGUCGGCGGGAUCAGCGGUGGCAUAAUGGGCGGCGGCGGAAUGGGUGGCGGCGGAAUGGGCGGAGGCGGAAUGGGCGGCGGAGGAAUGGGCGGCGGCGGAAGGGGCGGAGGAGGGAUGGGCGGCGGCGGAAUGGGCGGUGGCGGAAUGGGUGGCGGGGGAAUGGGAGGAGGCGGAAUGGGGGGCGGCAGCAUGGGAGGCGGCGGAAUGGGCAGCGGCAGCAUGGGAGGCGGCGGAAUGGGCGGCGGAAUGGGCGGAGGCGGCAUGGGUGGCGGCGGAAUGGGAGGGGGCGGAAUGGGCGGAGGCGGGAUGGGUGGCGGCGAAAUGGGCGGAGGCGGAAUGGGCGACGGAAUCAUGGGAGGCGGCGGAAUGGGCGGAGGCGGCAUGGGUGGCGGCGGAAUGGGCGGAGGCGGCAUGAGUGGCGGCGGAAUAGGCGACGGAGGAAUGGGCGGCGGUGGAGUGGGCGGAGGGAGCAUGGGCGGCGGUGGAGUUGGAGGGGGUAUGGGCGGACCUGGUUCCUCUGCUCCCGGAUCACAAUCAGCCAUGGGUCCUGGGGGGAACAUAGGUGGCGGCCGAAUGGGCGGCGGCGGCAUGGGCGGCGGAAUGGGCGGUGGAAUGGGUGGCGGCGACGGCAUGGGCGGCAGUGGCGGCAUGGGUGGCGGCGGAAUGGGCGGCGGUGGUGGCAUGGGUGGCGGCGGAAUGGGCGGCGGAGGAAUGGGAGGCAUGGGCGGACCUGGUUCCUCUGCUCCCGGAUCGCAACCAGCCAUGGGCCCUGGGAGGAACAUGGGCGGAGGCAUGGGCCGCGGAGGAGGAAUGGGCGGUGGCGGUAUGGGUGGCGGAGGCAUGGGCGGGUCAGGGUGGGUUGCUCCAGGGUCGCAGGCAGCACCCGGCCAGGGUGGACCUGGGAUGGGCGGAGGGAUGGGCGGAGGGAUGGGCGAAGGGAUGGGCGGAGGGAUGGGUGGGGGGAUGGGCGGAGGGAUGGGUGGUGGGAUGGGUGGGGGGAUGGGCGGAGGGUUGGGAGGGCCUGGGGGCAACAUGGGAGGCGGUAUGGGCGGACCACAAUACCAACCAUCCUCAGAGGCGCAUGGCCGCAGCAGCACUUCCAACGGAGUGCCGCCAGCAGUGCUGCUUCGUCCAAGCCCCUCCUGA
Molecule: messenger RNA, 1416 nt
Organism: Closterium sp. Naga37s-1
Lineage: Eukaryota; Viridiplantae; Streptophyta; Zygnematophyceae; Desmidiales; Closteriaceae
Source: the annotation of a GenBank genome assembly